Molecule: messenger RNA, 1599 nt
Organism: Drosophila busckii
Lineage: Eukaryota; Metazoa; Arthropoda; Insecta; Diptera; Drosophilidae
Gene: Kdm4A
Product: probable lysine-specific demethylase 4A
Exons: 3
Coding region: 49-1533 (494 amino acids)
Biological process (GO): chromatin remodeling
Cellular component (GO): nucleus
Molecular function (GO): histone H3K36 demethylase activity; histone H3K9 demethylase activity
Source: RefSeq, a predicted model, not a curated record
UUGACAGAAAUUGAAAGAAUAAAAAAGAAAUGUGUUUAUUGUUUUAAAAUGUCGUCUAGUCGUUUGUCUUUUGAUACGGAUGAUCAGAAUACUGUGCCACGGAUCAUGGUGUUCCGGCCCAGUUAUGAUGAAUUUGUCAACUUCUCCGCCUAUAUUGAGUAUAUGGAAUCGCGAGGAGCACAUAAAGCGGGCAUAGUCAAAAUAAUACCCCCUAGAGAGUGGAAGCCGCGAAAAUCCGGAUAUGAUAUAGAAAAUAUAAAUAUGACAAUACCGGCACCUAUUUGUCAAGUAGUUACGGGAGCUCAUGGACUUUAUCAACAAAUUAAUAUACAACAGCGUCGCCAGAUGACGCUGCGUCAGUUUAUGGAAAAGGCUAACUCGGAGUUGCAUCAGACGCCGCGCCACAUCGACUAUGAUGAUCUGGAGCGCAAGUAUUGGAAGAAUAUAACAUACAUAUCAGCAUUAUAUGCAGCGGAUGUUAAAGGAACAUUAAGUGACGAUGACUUGGAUGUGUGGAACAUUGGACGACUUGAUACAAUUCUAAAUCUAGUUAAUACUGACUAUGGUAUAGAGAUUGAUGGUGUUAACACAGCGUACCUGUAUUUCGGAAUGUGGAAGAGCUCUUUUGCCUGGCAUACUGAAGACAUGGAUUUAUAUUCCAUUAAUUAUUUACACUUUGGCAUGCCCAAGACAUGGUAUGCCAUACCACCUGCCUACGGAACGCGUCUAGAGAAGCUUGCUAAUGAAACCUUUAAGGAAAACUAUCAGGAAUGCAAUGCAUAUUUGCGCCACAAGAUGACGAUGAUAAGCCCAAAGGUUUUGAACCAACAUAAUAUACCUUUUAACAAAAUAACACAGGAGGCAGGAGAAAUAAUUAUAACUUUUCCAUUUGGAUACCACGCGGGCUUUAAUCAUGGCUUCAAUGGUGCCGAGUCCACAAAUUUUGCAUCAAAACGUUGGAUAGAAUAUGGCAAGCGAGCAAGCAUCUGCAAAUGUCGCAGCGAUAUGGUCAAAAUAUCUAUGGAGACAUUUGUAAGGCAUUUCCAGCCAGAGCGCUAUGAAAAUUGGCUAAAGGGCAAGGAUUACGGUUGCCAUCCAGAGAAGCCUGGAAAAAUAUGCGCUGCUUCACCGCCUACUUUAAAUGAAUACCAGAUGGAACAGCUGGAAAGCUGUCAAUCAUCUAAAACAAAGUCUAGCUUACCACAAAAGCGUGGCUGUUCGUUGCCCAUGCAAUCCAGCGAGGAUGAUGACAAAGCUAGCGUUAGCAGCUCCUGCAGUAGCCGCCUGAAGCAAGCUGUUGUCAAGAUACGCAAGCUGCCAAGCAUUCCGGCCACAGCCAACACUACAGAUACGCCACCAGCUGAGCCAGCAGAGAAAUACGAUUUCAAUUCCAUUGCUGUGGUGCGCAUCAAACGUCUCUGGAAUGAUUUACCUGGUGAGCCCGGCACCAAUUUACUAACCAACGGCAUUGUUAAGAAUACUAAGCGAAUGCGUUUUCAGACCAAGGUCUUAACAUUGGACGAUGAGGACUGAGAUCUUUGAGCGCACGCCAGCUUAUCUGAUCUCUGUUGUUAGUAAUUACUUAUUUUAGAUACAUAU